AGGGGGCGCUUUUGAUCCAUGGCGAAAAUUAUCAAGAUGGCGGCGCCCUGAGCGAAAAAAGCGCUUGCGAUACUUCUUCUCAAUUUCACCUACUUUGCACCUUUACCGCCUCCUUCCUCGAAUUCUGCCAACUACCUUUGACAAGUUUAGGUGAUGAAGUGUCCAUAAUGCUAAGAAGAGGGACGAUAUUACGAGUUUUAACGAGACAAUGUUCAAGGGAAACCGCAAGAUGUCUCGGACCGUCACGUCUUCUCAAAGUUCCUCUUCCUCUUGACCGAAGAUCCGUCCUAGGUGGACCGUCGAACUGUCAACUCAGCACACUACGGCUUGAUACAAGAAUAGAGAGAAGUUUUGCUCCAGUGUUAAAUUUUUCACGGACUUAUGCUUCAAAGAAAGGUAAAAAAGGAGCCCAGAAGCCAGCCGAGCCCUCCGACUCAGAGGACAGUGAUGAGGAAGACGAGAAGGACCCUUUAGAGGAUGACAGUGAUUAUGAAGACGUUGAUGAUUCCAGCGAGCCCAAGGACUACAAGGACAUCACCAGGGUCGUUCCUUCUGUACGUUUGGAUGCUGUCCUGAAGGCUGGGCUGGACACCUCCAGACAUAAAAUUGAGGAGGAAUUCUAUUCCAACAAAAUCAGGGUGAACGGACAGAAAGUGCUGAAAAAGAGCAUAUCGUUGAAGGAAGGGGACAUGGUUGACCUGAUCCGGACCACACAGACAGAACAGGAGAGAAUGAUGAGCGUCUCGCGGGUCGUGCUGCUGAAGACAGAAAACAGGACGACUCAGUCGGGGAACACGUACGUGCAGCUGAGGAGAUGGAAGGCUCUGCUCAUCCCCAACCCCAAGAAGAGACAGGGAGUCACGGAACAGACGGAUGAAUAA
Messenger RNA from Branchiostoma floridae (Florida lancelet), 881 nucleotides. Its product is annotated as mitochondrial transcription rescue factor 1-like. Bases 168 to 881 code for a protein of 237 amino acids. The transcript has 4 exons. The record is from RefSeq and is a predicted model, not a curated record. Lineage: Eukaryota; Metazoa; Chordata; Leptocardii; Amphioxiformes; Branchiostomatidae. Gene Ontology annotation, molecular function: RNA binding.